AUGUGUCCCCUCCGCAACGGACAUCCGUCAAGGGGCGCGCUGUCCACCAUGGCCGCUAUGGCCCGGGAUCGUGGUGGGCAGAAAGUGGAUGCUUUGUAUGGAUUAAUGCAGUCGUAUGAAAACAAGCUUGGUGGCGGAGAGGGAAUUGAAGGCCUCUAUGGCAGUCUCACUCAAGCUAGCAUGCAAAAAGUCUUGGACUGCCUUAAGCACAACUCUGGGCUGGACAGUCGCAGUGUGUUCAUCGACAUUGGCGCUGGGCUUGGCAGGCCGUUGCUGCAUGCCAUGGUCUCUGUCGGUGUCAGCUCAGCAUGGGGUGUUGAACUUGACCGAAUAAAAUGCGACAAAGCGGCAGCUUUCUGUGAAAACGUUACCCAGCACCUCAUCACACAAGGGGUGCUGGCGUCGUCGGUCGUGGUGCCUGCGGUGAUAUGCUCUUCCAUUGAAACGGUCACCUCGCUCGACCCAGCAACACACGCAUACUCGUUCUGGGAGGGUGUGCCUCCCUCCGGCAAGGAGGCUUUUGGGGAGCUGUUCGCGUCGUCUAGGACGCUAAGGGCCGUAGCAGUGGUGCAGCGUGCGAUCCGAGGUGAAGAGCCAGCCGCGUUGAUGCGGGACUAUGGCUUCGGGCCGGUGCUUCUCAUCGCCAGCUUCCCCGUGAAAAUGUCGGGCAGCGGGCGAUCCUUCACUGCGUACGUGUUUACCAAGAUUGCCCCUGCGGCGGCCAACUUUCUUGCCAAUGCGGCAGCGGGUGCAGCGACGCCGCCGCCAGCGUUGGCACGGGGCAGUGGGGCCGUGCUGGAAUCUGCAAAGCACCAGGGCCAUCAGGGAUGCAAGACGCCGCAGCUGCCGCCACCUGCACAGCAGCGGGAUCAGACGCUUCGGCGGGGAGCUGCUGCCCGCGCGGCCGGCUCGAGUGAUGUGGUCCGGAACGUAGGGCGGAGCAAGGAACUGAUACUCGGCUUCUUUUCCUCUUUCCUGCUUCCUUGCCUCACCAACCUAACCACCAACUUGGGCUUCUCAAUCGGAAAGGUCAAACCACACAAGGAGCCUCAGUCGCCAUCGAAGGCUCGCAAACCAGAGGGCGAGGCGGGCCCUGCCUCCCCUGCCAAGAAGGCGUGUGCCGGUAAUGCUGCAGUGGCCGAGGGUGGCGAACGAGUGGCCGAGCAGCCUCGGUCGUCCGCUGCUGCCGGGCGAGCCAAGGCGGUGCAGCAAGUGUUGCUGACCAGUUUACCCGAGUACAGCAGGCGUACGAAACAGGCUGCAGGGGGCUCAAACAAGCCGGCUGGCGGCAAGAGCGGAGCGAACAAGGCAGCAGCAGCAGCAGCAACAACAGCAGGCCAAACCUCCGGAAAGGACAGCGGUCCGUUACGUGGCUCUGACAAGGCUCCACCGGCUAUGCCGACUCGCUCGAGUCGCCGGCUUGCAGCCAUGGCAGCCGCAGGGAAAGCUGCUGCUGCGGCGGCGGCGGCGGCGGCGGCGGCGGUUCCAGAUGUCGCGGUUGAGGGGUGUUGA
Messenger RNA from Volvox carteri f. nagariensis, 1512 nucleotides. RefSeq lists its product as uncharacterized. The transcript is spliced from 11 exons. The record is from RefSeq and is a predicted model, not a curated record. Gene Ontology annotation, molecular function: histone H3K79 methyltransferase activity. The coding region runs from base 1 to 1512 and encodes 503 amino acids. Lineage: Eukaryota; Viridiplantae; Chlorophyta; Chlorophyceae; Chlamydomonadales; Volvocaceae.